CGGCCCUGUUGUGAGAAUCGCUACGCGAUUGGCCGAGAGCGCUAGACCCUAUGAAACCUGACAGUCGAUUGGCUACAACAUGUCGAGACACUGACGAGCACGACGUCUCGGCUCUAUUGUUAUUGUGGCGUGCACGAGAAGAACGGGUAGGAUGCACGAGGAGACAGUGAGGCUGAUAAAAGGAUAAAACAACUCAGAAACACUAAGCUGACGCUGUACAACAUUUGAGAAAUAAAUAUUAGCUCAACAUAUAUAUACAGGGAUUCGCAAAACGUCACGCCUGUGCGUACAGAGCCAAACACAGGGCUAAUACAAAGGGGUAUAAACCAUAUACCAGCUCUGGUCAACACAUACAACACGUAAAGCUAUCUGAGCACGAAUUGUCGGAUAGCUCAGCGAUCCUCCUGUCCAAGUUCUCCCCACUCCGGCCAAUGUGGACUGAUUCAGAGCUGGGUCAUCAUGAUGCCAAUGAACUUUCUGGUCACUCAUUGGCUGACCAACUUAAUACCAGCAGCAUCAUGUCGGUGAAUCCUCCAAGCAGCAAUGAUGCUUGUCUCAGCAUUGUCCACAGCCUUAUGUGCCAUCGGCAAGGUGGAGAGAACGAGGGCUUUGCCAAGCGGGCCAUUGAGAGCCUAGUGAAGAAGCUGAAGGAGAAGAAGGAUGAGCUAGACUCACUCAUCACUGCCAUCACCACCAAUGGUGUCCAUCCCAGCAAGUGUGUCACCAUCCAGAGGACGCUAGAUGGACGGCUACAGGUGGCGGGGAGGAAAGGUUUCCCUCAUGUGAUUUAUGCACGGCUGUGGCGCUGGCCUGACCUCCACAAAAAUGAGCUCAAGCAUGUCAAGUUCUGCCAGUAUGCCUUUGACUUGAAGUAUGACAAUGUUUGCGUCAACCCAUACCAUUAUGAGAGGGUGGUGUCUCCAGGCAUCGGUAGGCCAGCUUCAUACUUCAGCAACUCUAACUUGGACUUGACAGUUGGUCUCAGCCUUCAAAAUACUGCAGCAGCAUCGGGUGGGCUGAUCAAAGAGGAAUACAUCCAUGACUGUAUUCAGAUGGAUCUGCCACCUGGCAUGCCUCUGUCUGACCACCAGGCGGCCCUGAAGCUGCCUCCUCCCGACCACUAUAGCCAGCCAUUGCCUCCUCAACAGCUGUCUUCUGAGCAACAUGGACCCCCACCUGUUACCAGAUAUACUAACUUGCCUGUCUCCCCGAAAGUGUCCAGCUCUGGUGCCAUGCUACCACUGCAUGGUGAUGCCCGCAUCCAAACUGCAUCUCCACAGGCUCAUGUCAUGACCCCAGCGCCGCGUCCUCCAACCCCAACCCAACCCCCUCCACAGCAACAGGCUGCCCAGCAAUCCUCGCAGCCCCCCCACCCACAACAACCCUCCAUACCUCCUUCUCACUCGCAUGGACAGAAUGGAUACAGCAGCAAUAAACACUCUCAGAGUCAGACUGCCUUCCACACAGUGUGGACAGGCAGCAGCACAGCCUCCUACACUCCCAUAGGACCCCAGCAGAACGGACGUGGUCACCAACAGCCUCCCCUCCAUCACCCAAACCAUCACUGGUCUCAGCAUCAUGGCUCAACUUCUUUCUCUGUUUCUGUGUCCAAUCAUCCAGGACCAGAAUUUUGGUGCUCUAUCUCCUACUUUGAAAUGGACGUUCAAGUGGGUGAGAUGUUCAAGGUGCCCUCCAGCUGCCCUGUAGUGACUGUAGACGGUUAUGUUGACCCAUCAGGAGGUGAUCGCUUCUGCCUCGGGCAGCUGAGCAAUGUCCACCGCACAGAUGCCAGUGAGAGAGCCAGGUUACACAUAGGUAAAGGCGUGCAGCUGGAGUGCCGUGGUGAGGGUGAUGUGUGGAUGCGUUGUAUGAGUGACCAUGCUGUAUUUGUACAGAGCUACUACCUCGACAGGGAGGCAGGCCGUGCACCAGGCGAUGCUGUGCACAAGAUAUACCCCGGAGCCUACAUCAAGGUGUUUGACCUGCGGCAAUGCCACAGACAGAUGCAGCAGCAAGCGGCGACAGCUCAAGCUGCAGCCGCUGCACAGGCCGCUGCUGUGGCAGGAAAUAUUCCAGGUCCCGGCAGCGUCGGAGGCAUCGCACCUGCAGUUAGUCUGUCUGCAGCAGCAGGGAUUGGUGUGGAUGACCUGAGGCGGCUGUGUAUCCUUAGGCUCAGCUUUGUGAAGGGAUGGGGGCCCGACUACCCUCGGCAGAGCAUCAAACACACACCCUGCUGGGUGGAAGUUCACCUGCACCGUGCCCUGCAGCUUCUGGAUGAGGUGCUGCACACUAUGCCUUUGGCAGAUCCAGGGCCUGCUAACUGAGGACCAAAACCAAGUUCAAAUUCCAAUCUGGAUUCUAUGAAUGUGCACACAGACAUAUGUUUGGUUAUUUUUGCUUCAGGCCAAAUAUGCUAUCUAAUUGAUACAUACAGGAAAAACACACAGAAAACAUAAAUGUUCUGUCAUUUAUGUAACAAUCAACACACACAUCACACUAGCUCUGUUUACAGCUGGCACUGAAAUGCAUCUUGGGCAAUCUGAUUACAAGUGGACAGCUCUAAGCACAGGAGUGAAAUGCACACAACACACAUUAAGGACACAUUGGAAUCUGGAUCUGGACAAAAUGCUUGUACUGUGCCACAGUAUGCCUGUGUGUGCCAGUGUGCUCCGUGUCUUAUUUCACAAUUACACCACAUUUAUGAAGGAAAACAACAUUUUAUUGAUGUGAUGUAAACGUCAAAUUUCAUGCCUCAAGUUUGUGAGUUCUUGCAUUCAGAGAGACUUUGUUUAAACUUUUUUAAACAAUCUGGCAAAUGUUACCUCAGAUCAUUUCUUUGUUUGUGUAAAAAAUUGGGUCUGUCUGUUAACUACUACAAUUGGUCUGCCAGUUAAAAUGUGGUCCUUCUAAAAGGGAUGUAGGCCUUUAUUUGUGCAUAGGGCGAGAAAGUGAAAUCGGCCUCACGAGAUGCACUUGCAGAUGCGUUCUAAUAAGGUACUCUGUCCACUUGUGAUUGGAUCACCCAAGACGAUUGUUAAUGCUAGGUGUUAACAGGGCCACUGUCUGACAGACAUACUCACACACACACUGCACACACACUGUAACCAAAAGGUCUGUCUCCAGACAGACAUAAAAAUGCUGAUGUCUUUGGGAUUUCUUAUGGCUUUACUCUGUACAAUCUAAACUCAAAUACAAGGAGUUGGAUCUCUGAAAGUUAA
Molecule: messenger RNA, 3218 nt
Organism: Scatophagus argus
Lineage: Eukaryota; Metazoa; Chordata; Actinopteri; Scatophagidae
Gene: smad10a
Product: SMAD family member 10a
Exons: 13
Coding region: 432-2324 (630 amino acids)
Biological process (GO): BMP signaling pathway; cell differentiation; transforming growth factor beta receptor signaling pathway
Cellular component (GO): heteromeric SMAD protein complex
Molecular function (GO): RNA polymerase II cis-regulatory region sequence-specific DNA binding; I-SMAD binding; DNA-binding transcription factor activity, RNA polymerase II-specific
Source: RefSeq, a predicted model, not a curated record